Molecule: messenger RNA, 383 nt
Organism: Staurois parvus
Lineage: Eukaryota; Metazoa; Chordata; Amphibia; Anura; Ranidae
Source: the annotation of a GenBank genome assembly
GGUUUUUCUAGCACAAGUCCAAGAAAUUUACUUCCAUCUGAAUUGAUAUUCUCACUCAGUGCAAAAUGCUUGUUGUCAUUGAGUUUAUAUGACUGUACUGAAUUAAUACCAAUAUCUGGAUCUUUUGCAUUUUGUAAAGCAAAUCUUGUUCCUGGUGGUGUUAAUUCAAUUGCUUCAAAUGUGAAUGUGUCAGGAUAAAACACUGGAGGAUUGUCAUUAAUAUCCUGAAUGUCUAUCUUGACUCUAAAUAUAUUUAAGGGAUUUUCAACCACAGCAUCAAAGGUUAGGAAGCAGGUAGCUUCUGCCCCACACAAUGUCUCUCUGUCUAUCCUGUCCUUCACAUAGAGAUUUCCAUUAUCUACAUUCACAUAAAAGUAUUUCUC